AGCGUAUUUGAGGAGUAAUGAAAAGCAGCUGGGUACUAGAUGACAUAUCAUGUCUGACUAAAAAGAUUGGAGUUGUAGCCUCGAUGUUACUACAACCAGUGAACCCACAUUAAUUACCUCCACCUCCUGCAUGAACCACUACAUGAUACAACAAAAUGGGGAAGAGUAAGCAACACAGUCACCGUUCAAAUCAGAACAAGGUGAAGAAGGCGCAUAACCGCAAGAAAAACGCCGGACCGAAUCAACCUACUGCUCAGAUUCUAGCAACCACCACCGGAAAAGCUGCGAAAAAAGCAGCACUUGCAGCAUCUGGUUCAACUACAGCGGGAAAUACGAACAAGUCAAAAGGAACAAACAAGGUCGUCACUCCACCAAAGUUGGUAGCCUUUGUCGCGCUCCAUGACUCAGCAAAUCCGUAUCUCCUAAAAUCUCAAUGCCUAGAGAAAUUGGGACAUGCGACACCGACAGAAUAUCUGCCUUACACUCCUGUGACUGUAAAUUUACCACCAUGGGCACAACCGAGUGGGAAAGGUAUAAUCUUAAGGAAUGUCAAAAUCCUGAAUUUUAUCGCGAACUCCAAUAAUGCCAAAAAUACACUCUGCGCACUCGUCCACCUCCACUCCACUUCCUCCGCCACCGGCACUCCUCAUUUCGCCCUAACUUCUAAAAGGUACCCAGAGUAACCGCCUUACGCUCUUGGAUGUGGCAAGCCGAGAC
Molecule: messenger RNA, 717 nt
Organism: Amoebophrya sp. A25
Lineage: Eukaryota; Dinophyceae; Syndiniales; Amoebophryaceae
Source: the annotation of a GenBank genome assembly